Exaiptasia diaphana is the source of this 745-nucleotide messenger RNA. RefSeq lists its product as uncharacterized. The transcript is spliced from 5 exons. The record is from RefSeq and is a predicted model, not a curated record. The coding region runs from base 58 to 684 and encodes 208 amino acids. Lineage: Eukaryota; Metazoa; Cnidaria; Anthozoa; Actiniaria; Aiptasiidae.
UGUCAUAUAUACUUAACCAUACUUAACUAGAGUAGCAACUAUGAAACAGCUCAAAACAUGAAGAAAUCACAUCAGAAACGUAUUGAAAACCCUACAGUUCUCAAAAAACUAGGAAUAAAUAUGUUGCCUCGCAAACUUCGCACUAAAGUUGUAUAUAACGACGAAGAAUGGCUUAGCAACAAAGUCAAAGGGUCGAGUACCUACCGAGAAGACUUCAAAGAUUAUUCAAUGGACGAUAUUCAAAUACUGAAGAUCGAUCAUCCAAACGUAAACAAAAGUACAACAGAAAUAUAUGGACAGAUUCCUCCAUCGUCGCCCAUGACAACCACAUUUAGAAGAAACUUCAAAGGAGAACCAGGCCUCCCUGCAAAAAGUUGUCGCCCAAAAUGGUUUGCCCCGGACCAAUCUCGCCAAGUUGGGAGUACUGGAUAUUCAUACGAUUACAGAACAAAACCGUUGCCGCAGCAACGSUCUCCUCCACCUACCAAAAUAGGCAAUGUCCUUCAUACAUAUCCAAGCAAUGUACUUCUACCUUACACAAGGCCUGACCAGGUCAUUUCUAUCUGGAAACCGCUACGUGUUCUUCCUCCAGUGAACAACGUUAAGUCAUCGGACCUUUUAUCUGCACUGAGCAAGGGUUCGUUAAGUUCAACGUACAGAGACGACUACUUAUCGAUCCGAUAAUGCUGACAUUCGACGAUAAAUUGAUUUGACUGAGUCUAUAAUAAAGUGCUUCUUCAUCAAA